This is a messenger RNA of Emys orbicularis (European pond turtle), 2239 nucleotides long. It is a transcript of the gene BBS2, whose product is annotated as Bardet-Biedl syndrome 2. Gene Ontology annotation, cellular component: motile cilium; ciliary basal body; membrane. The record is from RefSeq and is a predicted model, not a curated record. The coding region runs from base 1 to 2166 and encodes 721 amino acids. The transcript has 17 exons. NCBI's taxonomy places the organism in Eukaryota, Metazoa, Chordata, Testudines, Emydidae. Gene Ontology annotation, molecular function: protein binding. Gene Ontology annotation, biological process: non-motile cilium assembly.
AUGCUGGUGCCCGUGUUCACCCUGAAGCUCAACCACAGGAUCCUGCCCCGCAUGGUGGCGCUGGGCAAGUACGAUGGGACCCACCCGUGCCUGGCGGCCGCCACCCAAGCGGGCAAGGUUUUUAUUCAUAAUCCUCAUGCCCGUGGCCAGCAUGUAAGUGCAAAUCGUAUGAUGCAAAGCAGCCAGGAUUCAGAUAUUUCUCUUCUCAACAUUAACCAGGGAGUCAGCUGCCUAGCAGCCGGAGUGCUGAAUCCCCAGCUUGGCUAUGAUUGUCUUCUAGUUGGAACACAGACUAACUUGUUGGCUUACGAUGUGUACAACAACUCGGAUUUGUUUUACAGAGAGGUUACAGAUGGAGCUAAUGCGAUAGUGCUUGGAAUGCUAGGAGAUAUUUCAUCUCCUCUUGCUAUUAUUGGUGGAAACUGUGCUCUGCAGGGCUUUGAUCAUGAAGGAAAUGAUCUUUUUUGGACGGUUACUGGGGACAAUGUUCGUUCAUUAGCAUUGUGUGAUUUCGAUGGUGAUGGGAAAAAAGAGCUUCUUGUUGGGUCUGAGGAUUUUGACAUCAGGGUUUUUAAAGAAGAUGAGAUUGUGGCAGAAAUGUCCGAAACAGAGACUAUCACUGCACUGAGCCCCAUGUAUGGCAGUCGAUUUGGCUAUGCCCUAUCUAAUGGUACAGUAGGCGUUUAUGACAAGACAGCCCGCUACUGGAGGAUUAAAUCUAAAAAUCAUGCAAUGAGCAUACAUGCAUUUGACCUUAACUCUGAUGGAGUAUGUGAAUUGAUUACUGGAUGGUCCAAUGGGAAGGUUGACGCACGCAGUGACCGAACUGGGGAGGUCAUCUUUAAGGACAACUUUGCUUCCUCAAUUGCAGGAGUGGUAGAGGGGGAUUAUAGAAUGGAUGGUAACACCCAGUUAAUCUGCUGUUCAGUUGAUGGUGAAGUACGUGGCUACCUGCCAGGAAGCCAGGAGAUGAAAGGAAACUUGAUGGAUACCAGUGUGGAACAGGAUCUGAUUCGGGAACUUAGUCAAAAGAAACAAAAUCUGCUGCUGGAAUUACGAAACUAUGAGGAAAACUCAAAGGCUGAACUGAGCGCUCAGGUGAACGAAGCUGACGGGCAGAGGGGAGUGAUUCCAGCUAACACCCAGCUGCAGACAGCCCUGUCAGUGAACCUGGGCUCUGACAGUCAGGCUGCCCACGUAGAGUUGUGUAUUUCCACAUCUAAUGACACAAUGAUCCGAGCCGUGCUGAUCUUUGCUGAAGGGAUAUUUGAAGGCGAGAGCCAUGUGGUUCAUCCCAGUCUCCAGAACCUCUCGGGUCGCAUUCAGGUUCCCCUUACUCCUCCCAAAGAUGUCCCUGUGGAUUUACACAUCAAAGCCUUUGUGGGUUACAGAAGCAGCACACAGUUCCAUGUCUUUGAACUGACAAGACAGCUACCCCGCUUUUCAAUGUAUGCUUUGAGCAGCCCCGACUCGGCCCCUGAACCUCUAAGCUUUGUUAACUUUACCAUCAGUGAGAGGGUACAAAGGGUUGUCAUGUGGUUGAACCAGAGCUUUCUGUUACCAGAGGAUGCAGAGCUCCAAAGCGCACCUUUUCAAGUCUGUUUCACUUCCCUGCGUGAUGCAGGACAGCUGUGCAUAAAAAUCAAACCCAAUGGGGAGAUUUCUAUCAGCACGGAUGAUAUAGAUCUAGCCGGUGACAUUAUCCAGUCAAUGGCCUCCUUCUUGGCAAUUGAAGACUUGCAGGUGGAAGCAGAUUUCCCUGCGUACUUUGAGGAGUUGCGGAAAGUGCUAGUUAAGGUGGAUGAAUUUCAUACAGUCCAUCAGAAACUCACUGCCGACAUGGCGGACCACUCCAACCUUAUCCGCAGUAUGUUGGUUCGAGCAGAAGAUUCACGCCUCAUGGGAGACAUGAGAAAUAUGAAGAAACGGUACAUGGAACUCUAUGAUCUUAACAGAGAUUUACUUAAUGAGUAUAAAAUUCGCUGCACCAACCACACCGAGCUGUUAAACAAUCUCAAAUCCGUAAAUCAAGCUAUCCAGCGAGCAGGGCAGCUGCGUGUUGGGAAACCCAAGACGCAGGUGAUCACUGCGUGCCGGGAUGCCAUUAGAAACAACAACCUAAAUAUGCUCUUCAGGAUAAUGCGAGUGGGGACUGCAUCCUCGUAAAAGGGGAAUAGUGACUGCCUGGCGAUGGUACUUCCUUACACCAGGUGAUCCUAGACAAAUGAACAGAUGUAUA